Oncorhynchus mykiss (rainbow trout) is the source of this 1404-nucleotide messenger RNA. RefSeq lists its product as uncharacterized. Gene Ontology annotation, cellular component: nucleoplasm. Gene Ontology annotation, biological process: negative regulation of transcription by RNA polymerase II; regulation of immune system process; regulation of cytokine production. The record is from RefSeq and is a predicted model, not a curated record. Lineage: Eukaryota; Metazoa; Chordata; Actinopteri; Salmoniformes; Salmonidae. Gene Ontology annotation, molecular function: DNA-binding transcription repressor activity, RNA polymerase II-specific; RNA polymerase II cis-regulatory region sequence-specific DNA binding.
AUGACACAUAAAGAGAGACCCGACUCAGAGGAACCAGAGACGUCUGAACCAGUGAGACGACACCACUGUUCCCAGUGUGGAAAGAGUUUUAACCAUUUAGGAAAUCUUAAAAACCACAAGAGAACACACGCAGAGAAGAAGUCUUACAACUGCUCUCACUGUGCAAAGAGUUUUACUCAUUUAUGUAAGCUAAAAUCGCAUGAGAGACGACACACAGGAGAUAAGCCUUACCAAUGCUCUCAGUGUGGUAAGAGAUUUUUUGAGUCAACAGAACUGAAAGUUCAUAAGAGAAUACACACAGGGGAAAAGCCGUACAACUGCUCUCACUGUGCAAAGAGUUUUACUCAUUUAUGUAACCUAAAAUCGCAUGAGAGACGACACACAGGAGAUAAGCCUUACCAAUGCUCUCAGUGUGGUAAGAGAUUUGUUGAGUCAACAGAACUGAAAGUUCAUAAGAGAAUACACACAGGGGAAAAGCCGUACCAGUGUUCCCAGUGUGGAAAGAGUUUUUCAACAUUAAAUGUCUUGAAAAUGCAUGAGAGAAUACACACAGGGGAAAAACCAUUCCAAUGCUCCCAGUGUGUAAAGACAUUUUCCCGGCCAGGGGACCUGAAAAUGCACGAGAGAAUACACACAGGGGAAAAGCCGUACCACUGUUCCCAGUGUGGAAAGAGUUUUACAAGGUUAAAAGUCUUGAAAAUGCAUGAGAGACGACACACAUGGGAAAAACCAUUCCAAUGCUCUCAGUGUGGUAAGAGAUUUAUUGCGUCAACAGAACUUAAAGUUCAUAAGAGAAUACACACAUGGGGAAAACCAUUCCAAUGCUCUCAGUGUGUAAAGACAUUUUCCCGACCAGGGGACCUGAAAUUACACGAGAGAAUACACACAGGGGAAAAGCCGCACCACUGUUCCCAGUGUGGAAAGAGUUUUACAAGGUUAAACGUCUUGAAAAUGCAUGAGAGAAUACACACAGGGGAAAAACCAUUCCAAUGCUCUCAGUUUGUAAAGACAUUUUCCCGACUGAAAUUACACGAGAGAAUACACACAGGGGAAAAGCCAUACCACUGUUCCCAGUGUGGAAAGAGUUUUACUCAGUUAGGGAGUCUGAAAAGUCAUAAGCGAAUACACUCUGGAGAGAAGCCUUAUCACUGCUCCAAAUGUGGAAUUGCCUUUUCAGAGUUAAAAACCUUGAAAAUGCAUGAGAGAAUACACACAGGUGAGAAGCCGUACCACUGUUCCUACUGUGGAAAGAGUUUUAGAAAAUCGCAACAGCUGAAACAACACGAGAGAAUACACACAGGAGAAAAGCCUUACCACUGUUCUCAGUGUGGAAUGAGUUUUAGGCAGUUAACGGGCCUCAAAGGUCAUAUGCAAAUGCACUCUGGAGAGAAGAAAAAAAAAUAA